AAUAAAAAAUAAUUAGUUCAGAAGAUUUUUAUUACUAUAGCGCUCUGAGAGAUAAAAUUUUAGGUGACCGGGAAAAUUCCUUUUUUAGGUAAAAGAAUUCAAAAAUGCAGCCACACAAUUCCAAGCUGUCAAGUUAAAACAUUGACAAGUUCAAGAAAAAUUCUACUAAUUGUUCAGAAGCAGAAAAAAUAUUAAAUCGUGACUUGAAACAUGGACAAAGAACGAAGGCUUAGUUCAAGUUCAAGUUCGAGCUUAACUUCGAGCACAAGUUCUAUAUUAAGUUCGAGUUUAAGUUCGGAUUCUAGUUCGAGUUCUGAUGAAGAAUUAAAGGCCAUUGGCGAAGCCCUUAAAAAAGAAGUGGAGACCAUUGUCAUUUCGGACUCCGAAGAAUCCGAAGAAUCCGAUGAAUCCGAUGAUUCCGAUGAUUCCGAUGACUCCGAUGAUUCCGAUGAUUGCGAUGUUGAUGCAUCUAAGAAGUCUAUGAAUACUCAGGCAAAAGAGGAUAUAAAGAAAGCCGACCAACCCAAUGAAGAAUCUAAAAAGACGAAGAUGACAAACUGGUAUUUGAAGGAAUUCCAGGAGGAAAUGGGUCUUGAAAUUGGAAAUUCAGCAGAUGACCAAGGAGAAUCUGAUGAUAGUAAAAGUGAAAAAUCCUCCAUUCCGGAUUCGGAAAAAAUCAGUGAUUGGGAUGAAUCUGACUCUGAAGGAGGACUUAAGAACCUAAAGGAUAUCGACAAGAUUUCAUUUGAGAAAAGUUUUCUUAGCUCUGAAGAAUCCAAGGAAAAGGCUGAAGAAUGCACCUCGAUGCCAGUUUGUAGUGGUCCUUUGCCAUCGAUGCCACUUUUUAAUGAAGAAACAUGCCAAUUUGAAGAAGCGCCGCCUGUUAAGCCUCCGGAAAUAAUUGAACCAAAAAUUGAUAUAGAAAAACCAGAUGAAUUACCGGAUAAGAAUAAAUCGGAUAUCAGGAAACCAAAAUUGGAUCCAAUGAAGGAGGAAGAAAAUCUUUUUGAAAGUGAUACCAGCUCGAAUUUCAGCUUCAGCAGUGGACGUAACUUAUCUGAAAGCGAUGAUGACAGCGAAGAUAGUGCCACCGAUUUAGAUGACCAAGGUGAAAAGAAGAAAACAACUUACUGGGAGCAGAUGUCCCGACUUCCUGUUGACAAAGGUGAAAUUCCAGAAGAAGAGUAUUUGGCUAUUUUGAAGGAGGAGGAAAGCAAAAGGAAAACCGAAGAGGGUGAAGAUUCACCGGAUCACCGAAGUGAUUCCGAGCUGGAAGAAGCAGCCAAGGAUCAAACUAAGCCCCAUGAUGGUUCCGAUUUCUACAAGGAUAAUUCUCUGUUUCCGGACAAGGAAAACUUUGUUUUGGUCAUCAAAGAGGAUUCGGUGUUCGUGGAAUACGAACAAGCUGUCAAGCAACUCAUUAAGCUCGUUCAAUCGGCGCCAAGUCACAACAAAUAUGAGAUAUAUCUACUGAUAUAUCCCCUGAUGGCCCUGACUUAUCUGCAGAUGAUUGCUAAUGACAAGAUGCAGAGAGCCAGAUUGUUCAUCGUUCGCUAUCAAGACCAAUUGGACGAUUCCUAUAUAUCGAGAAUUAUGAAACUCAGGGAUAUUUGCAAGCCAGAAGAUGUUCCGAAUAAGGCUAGAAAACUGCUGGCUGGUCAUGAAAAGCUGGAGAUGCAGAUGUCGGAGGGAUCCUAUCGCCAGCUGCUCUUUUAUUCCGAGGAAUGGCCGAGGGGUCAGCAGGAGAAGUUGCUUACUCACUUUCAAAUUAAAACCUAUUGUGAGGAAGAGGAACCCAAGCAGCGUAUUGCGAUUGGAGAGCCUCUUUUGGAACCGAUUUCUUGGGCUGCCCCGGAACCCUUGCACAAAAAGAACUUUACUGCUCAUCAAAUAAUUCAAAAGCGUCGUAGGAGGAAGAACGAAACGCCGGCCCACAAGAAUCUUAAUUUGCCCUCAGCGGGCAAGGUUUACAAUCCGCAUCCGAAGAGAAUGGACCUACUUCACCGGAAGAACGAUGAGCAGCACCGCGUGAAAUUGGACCGGGAGAACCUGCCUUCAGCCUAUUUGUAUACUGCUCCGUCUUCCGAUGAGGUUGUGCUCUGUGCUUCCUUUUCGGAAAGUAUCAGCAUGCUGGCCUUGGGAACUCUAUCCUCAACCAUAUAUAUCUUCUCCCUGAAACCCUCGAAGUUGGUUCAACUGAUGUCAGCCGAUUGGCUGAAGGUUUUGGACACCGAAAUGGCUGGGAUUGAUAAGGGAAUGCUGGAUCCCAACAAGAAGUUCUCGAGGAGGACUCUCCGUGGACAUCAGGGAUCUGUUUAUGGUUGCUCCUUUAAUCCAGACGAACGCUUUUUACUCAGUUGCUCGGAGGACUUCCACGUUCGCUUGUGGUGCCUUUUAUCCUGGAGUUGUGUGGUUAUUUAUGCUGGGCACUUGGCGCCCGUUUGCUAUGUUGUUUUCGCCCCAAUGGGUUUUUAUUUCGCCACCGCUUCGGAUGAUUGCACGGCCAGAGUUUGGGUGCAGGACAACAAGAAACCCGCUCGGAUUCUACAAGGACAUCUGGCUGAACUUGCGGUUUGCGUAUUCCACCCGAAUCGUCACUAUUUGGCCACUGGAUCUGCAGAUACUACAGUGAGGCUUUGGGAUGUUGUCAAGAGUAUCCAAGUGCGUAUUUUCAACGGCCAUAAAGCUAGGAUUACCGCCUUGACCUUCUCCAUUUGUGGUCGUUAUCUGGUUUCCGGUGGGGAUGACAACCUCAUCAUGAUUUGGGACACUCCCAACCAGGUUUUAAUACGCUUUUUCGACCAUCACAAGUCAACUAUCAACACCAUGGAGAUCGCUUUGGAUAAUAACUUAUUGGUUGUGGGUGGUCAGGAUUGUCUACUGAGCAUUUGGGACUUUGAACGGGUGAUAAAGGACUAUCUGAAUAAGACCAAGAAUUCAAAAAGCAAAAAUCAGGCAGAAACGAAGGAAGCUAGCGUAAACGAUUUGUUCAUCAGCUCUUUUCCCACGAAUGGAGCUCCCUUUUAUAUGAUCCACUUCACCCGUCGCAAUCUUUUACUGGCCUUCUGUGUGACUCCUCAGGAACCCAAUAAUAAUAUCCUUGUUGAUAAGUCCAAACAGUUGAAGGAGGAGAAAAAAGAGGAACUCGGCGAAUGGAUGGAUUUCUUGGACACCAUCAAGUUGAAGGCUUGCUGUGAUCUUAAGGAUGAGUUGCUGUUGGAUACUUCCAAGGCGGAGGAGGAAAAUGAUCCCGAAUAAAUUGCUGUAAAAAGUUCUUAAAAGGCUUGUUUCAUUAUAUCCAAAAUGAGUCAACAAAUAAUUUAAAAAAUGCCUUUUAAAAACAUUAAGCCAUAAUUUCUAAUUUGUUUUCUUUAAUGUUAUUCCUCUUUUUAAAAUGAAAUCUCUUAUUAAAGGAAAUAUUUUCUCCGUGUAGGGUUGAUCCAAGUUAUUUAUGGAACAAUAUUGGGGAUAAACAUUCCCAUGACAAAUAUACAAGAUUUUUGUAAACAGAGACAAACCCCCAGAGCGCAGGAGAAUGGUUCAGUAACAACAAUUUGACAGUUUCUGGAAAAAAAAAACUGGUCAGGGCACGUGUACAGCUGCCCACGCCUCACUCCGCCACAAAAGUGUCCACUCCUCCUGCAGGAGUUUAUUCCUUGGUCCUCACAUUUACAAAAGGCGUGCAAAAUUUAUAGAGGCACGCAUUAAAAAAUCCGCCAGGCCCGCUCGACUAACUGCGUCCAACGCCCACGGCGCUGGCAGGAGUUUUUCGAAUUGGUCCCGGCCGACCGCAGUCCAAAGUCCUGAGUCCUUCGUUCUUCGUCCUUCGUCCUGUCC
Drosophila ficusphila is the source of this 3837-nucleotide messenger RNA. Its product is annotated as transcription initiation factor TFIID subunit 5. Lineage: Eukaryota; Metazoa; Arthropoda; Insecta; Diptera; Drosophilidae. The coding region runs from base 211 to 3258 and encodes 1015 amino acids. Gene Ontology annotation, molecular function: protein binding; RNA polymerase II general transcription initiation factor activity. The record is from RefSeq and is a predicted model, not a curated record. The transcript is spliced from 5 exons.